Amphimedon queenslandica is the source of this 1947-nucleotide messenger RNA. Its product is annotated as max dimerization protein 3. Gene Ontology annotation, molecular function: RNA polymerase II cis-regulatory region sequence-specific DNA binding; DNA-binding transcription factor activity, RNA polymerase II-specific; protein dimerization activity. Lineage: Eukaryota; Metazoa; Porifera; Demospongiae; Haplosclerida; Niphatidae. Gene Ontology annotation, biological process: regulation of transcription by RNA polymerase II. The transcript is spliced from 7 exons. Bases 288 to 1061 code for a protein of 257 amino acids. The record is from RefSeq and is a predicted model, not a curated record.
AGCGUGUAUCAGUACUGUCGUUUUUGCUGGCGUUGUCUCUGUGUGAAAGAGUCAAAAACACCUCCAUAUCCUGGUCUUGUUUCGUCCCAGAGGACUCUAAGACCCAAAGGCGACUUCCACAACCGGAAAAUCUCCUCGAGAGACCGAGUUAUUCUUGUUUUUAGAAACAGUUUCACCCCGACUCAAAAACGGCGGCCGCUUCCCUUGGCAACGGGCCCACGGCAACUCAUCUCAACUUUCCUUCUUCAUCCUCGUCCACUUCAGAAGGAAGGCAAGAGCCAGAAAAGAUGUCUGAAGCUGGAUUGGAGGCUCUGAUUCAAGCAGCACAGUUUCUUGAAGAGAAUGGAGCUUCUGAAACUGGCGCUGAAGUUGACGUUCAGACCUCGGGCCAACGCAAAAGAAACACGAGACACAGGAUGAAGAAACCCUCGCCAUACAGUCGAACAACUCAUAAUCUCUUGGAAAAGAAUAGACGUGCUCAGUUGCGUGACUGCCUUGAAGUCUUGAGGCAGCAUGUUCCCUUUCCAGAUAAGCUCACAACUUUGGCAUUGCUUCAAAGUGCAAGGAAAUACAUUGAAGCCUUAAAGACAAAGGAGAAUGAAGAGACUCAACUUAUCUCUGAGCUUCAAAGAACACAGACUAUUCUACUCACUCGUCUCGCUGCCCUAGGGGCCGGUGGGAAGCUCCUCCCACCAGUCGUCACGGCUCUAGCAAACGCCACCACACCCUCUUCCAUAAACUCGAUGAUGUCUUCGUCUCUCUCUGUCUCAAACUCCGCUGCCCCCACCUCAACAACUAAUGCCAACGGGGCCUCCUUUUCGAAAGCCAACCCGGUUACCACAGCAACCGUUGCUGCAACCGGAAAUGGGGCGGGGCCAACCGAAGAGCUUGACGAGAGUCUGGUGAUUGAUGUGAUUCAUGAUUCAGACGAUAAUAGCUCAACUACUUCCGGUAGCGAUGGAGGCUGUACUUCAACUAGUCACAAGAACACUACGGCCAUUGCUACAAGUACUAGCAACAGUACUAAUGACAUUGAGCCUACUCCUGCCACUGCUCAAUGAGGGGGAGAGAGAGGAGGGGGCAGUACUUAGUGCCUCCUCUUCUUGUUGCUACUUUUUCUAAAUUUUAACCGGGUUACUAUAGACUAGUAGUUACAGUACAUGCUGACUCUGGCUUGUUUGCUGUUUUUUUUUCACUCUCUCUGUGUGUUGAACUGACUGUAUGUUACAUGUUUGUAUGUGUGUGUGUGUGUGUGUGAUAUGUGCAUGUACUCAAGGAAGAUAAGUACUUUCUUUCUCUUUUUCCUGUGUUCUCUUUUCUCAUACUCAUUUUCCAAAUGAGACGCAGAAUCCGUUAUAAGGAACAAUAAACCAUAGUUAAAUAAAAUAAAUAAUAAUAUAUUGAUAAUUAUAAUUAUUAUUAUUAUUAUUAUUAUUAUUAUUAUUAUUAUUAUUAUUAUUAUUAUUAUUAUUAUUAUUAAUUACAGAUAAUAAAAUAGAGGUAUUAUUUAACAAAUUGUCUUAUUUUUGAUCACCAGUUAUAAUUUUAAAUGUAAUGUUGAUUCAUCAGGAAGAUUUAACGUAAAAAGCACAUUAUUAUUAUUAUUGUUAUUAUUAUUAUUAUUAUUAUUAUGAAACUAUUCUUCUCUGUUCCUUUUUCUUUCAUUUCCAUUAUUAGUAGUAAUAAUAAUAAUUAUUAUUUAAAUCUCUUCCCCCAUUUAACUCCUUCCUUGUUUCCAUUACUCUUUUGUAAUACUCUUUUAAUGCAUACCUUUUUGUUUGUGUUUUUUUUGUUUGUUUAAGCUCUUUGUUGUUGUUUAUUUGAACACUUAUUAUUGUCAUUAUUAUAGUUAGCAAGAGAGAUUUAUUUUCAUGUGUCAUUAUGUUUGUUUGUCAGUAAAAACAAGUUGUUAUUUUACUGAUUUUCUUAAUAAUUAUUAUUACUGAA